CGCCUCUACCCGCAGAUCGGGCCGGGCGGGGCUGCAGAGCGGGGUUUCCUUCGAGUCAGGGCAGGGUUAGGUCCUGGGCUGGCGGCCUGGGGCAGGGGAUCCCGGCGCACUGCAGGCGGCGGCUCGUCUGGGCCGCGGAGCUGGGUCCUGGCACCAGGGGCGCGGGCGGGCAGUGGGGGCCCUUCCCGGGGUCGCCUACUACCCGUAACUCACCAGGACCCUCUUGCCCCUAGCAGACCUAGCAGACCCCGCCUCUGGCCGCCAACCACGACCAUGGUCUCCAAGUCCGACCAACUGCUCAUCGUCGUGUCCAUCCUAGAAGGUCGCCAUUUCCCUAAACGUCCAAAGCAUAUGCUUGUAGUAGAAGCAAAGUUUGAUGGAGAACAGUUGGCUACUGAUCCUGUGGACCAUACUGACCAGCCAGAAUUUGCCACUGAGUUAGCAUGGGAAAUUGAUAGGAAAGUUCUUCAUCAACACAGGCUACAGCGUACGCCUAUCAAACUCCAGUGUUUUGCCCUGGAUCCUUUAUCUUCAGCCAAGGAAACUAUAGGUUAUAUUGUUCUGGACUUAAGAACUGCUCAAGAAACAAAGCAGGCACCGAAAUGGUACCAGUUACUGAGUAAUAAAUACACCAAGUUCAAGUCUGAGAUACAGAUAAGCAUUGCUUUGGAAACCGAUACAAAGGCACCAGUGGAUAGUUUUAAAGCAAAGGGAGCCCCACCUCGAUAUGGAAAAGUACCUCCCAGCGUGUCUGGACUUGACCCGAAGGAUAUUGUAGCUGUGCUGAAUGAAGAGGGAGGGUACCAUCAGAUUGGACCAGCAGAGUAUUGUACUGACUCCUUCAUUAUGUCAGUGACCAUAGCGUUUGCCACCCAGUUGGAGCAGUUAAUUCCAUGUACCAUGAAACUUCCAGAAAGACAGCCUGAGUUUUUCUUUUACUAUUCUUUACUGGGAAAUGAUGUUACAAAUGAACCCUUCAACGAUUUGAUCAACCCAAACUUUGAGCCAGAGAGAGCAUCUGUUCGAAUACGUAGCAGUAUAGAAAUACUUCGUGUUUAUCUGGCUCUUCAGUCUAAAUUACAGAUCCAUCUCUGCUGUGGAGACCAGUCACUUGGAAGUACAGAAAUACCUUUAAAUGGACUACUGAAAAAAGGCAGUACAGAAAUCAACCAGCACCCAGUUACAAUUGAGGGUGCUUUUACCCUUGACCCUCCAAACAGAGCCAAACAAAAACUGGCACCUAUUCCUCUGGAGCUAGCCCCAACUGUGGGAGUAUCUGUGGCUCUGCAAAGAGAAGGCAUCGAUUCCCAGUCUUUAAUUGAAUUAAAGACCCAGAGUGGACAUGAAUCAGAGCAUUCAAAGAAGAGAGCUUUAACCCCUAUAAAGGAGAACACAGUUACUGGGCCAAAAUCACCACGUGGAUCCCCUGUUCCACCUCAUAACCAGACCCCUCCAACCAAAGAUGAUGCAACAGAAAGUGAAGUGGAAAGCUUACAAUAUGAUAAAGAUACAAAACCACAUCUGAAGAGCAUUAGUUCUUCUGUACCUGCUCCACUGACACAGCCAGUGGCUAUAUCCAAUAUUUCAGAAACAGCUUCGGGACAGAAGAUUGCUGUUCCAGCAACAUCACAUCAUUUUUGCUUUUCAAUAGACUUAAGAAGUAUCCAUGGCUUGGAAACUGGUUUCCCAAUCAACUGCAUAUUAAGGUAUUCAUACCCUUUCUUUGGAAGUGCAGCUCCUAUUAUGACUAACCCUCCUAUAGAAGUUCGGAAAAACAUGGAAGUUUUUCUUCCCCAGUCUUAUUGUGCGUUUGAUUUUGCAACUAUGCCUUACCAGCUGCAAGAUACCUUCUUAAGGAUUCCAUUACUGGUUGAAUUAUGGCACAAGGAUAAAAUGAGUAAAGAUUUACUCCUGGGAAUCGCGAGAAUCCAGCUUUCUAACAUCUUGUCUUCAGAAAAAACGCGUUUUUUAGGUUCUAAUGGUGAACAGUGUUGGCGUCAAACUUACAGUGAAACUGUGCCUAUUAUAGCAGCACAAGGAUCAAAUAAUAGAAUAGUAGAUCUAUCUUACACAGUGACUCUAGAAGAUUAUGGACUAGUAAAAAUGCGUGAAAUUUUUGUCUCUGAUUCAUCUCAGGGAUUACCUGCUGUACAACAGAAGCCAUCUUCUCUUCCUCCAGCACCUUGUAAUUCAGAGAUCCAGACAGAACCACGUGAAACCUUAGAAUACAAAGCAGCACUUGAGCUAGAAAUGUGGAAGGAGAUGCAGGAAGACAUUUUUGAAAACCAGCUGAAGCAGAAAGAACUGGCUCAUAUGCAGGCUCUUGCAGAAGAAUGGAAAGUAAGGGACCGAGAAAGAGAAUCACUAGUAAAAAAAAAGGUGGCUGAAUAUAGUAUUUUAGAAGGAAAACUUCAGAAAACCCUGAUUGACUUAGAAAAGCGAGAACAACAGCUUGCCAGUGCAGAAUCAGAGCUUCAAAGAGAGAAAAAGGAACUGCAAUCAGAACGUGAACGGAACCUGCAAGAACUUCAGGACUGUAUCCGUAGGGCCAAAGAAGACUGCAUUCACCAAGUAGAGCUGGAAAGGUUAAAAGUCAAGCAGCUAGAAGAAGAUAAGCGCCGACUUCAGCAACAGCUUAAUGAUGCUGAAAAUAAGUAUAAGGUUUUGGAGAAAGAGUUUCAACAGUUCAAAGAUCAGCAAAGCAACAAACCAGAAAUCCAUCUACAGUCUGAAAUAAACCUUCUUACCUUGGAAAAGGUUGAACUUGAAAGAAAGUUGGAAUCUGCAACCAAGUCUAAACUGCAUUACAAGCAGCAGUGGGGACGAGCUUUGAAAGAACUUGCCAGACUUAAACAGAGAGAACAAGAAAGUCAAAUGGCUCGUCUUAAAAAACAGCAAGAGGAAUUGGAACAGAUGAGACUGCGGUACCUGGCUGCUGAGGAAAAAGAUACAGUAAAAACUGAACGACAAGAAUUGUUGGAUAUAAGAAAUGAAUUGAACAGGUUAAGGCAACAAGAACAAAAACAGCAGGAUUCCAGAGAGAUUGCAAGUGGAAAAAUGGAUGGUUCACAUGGUCCUGUGCUGGAAGAAGGUUUGGAUGAUUAUUUGACUCGACUAAUAGAAGAAAGGGAUACUUUGAUGAGAACGGGUGUGUAUAAUCAUGAAGAUCGAAUAAUCAGUGAACUCGACCGACAGAUCAGAGAGGUUCUGGCUAAAAACAAUGGCAGUAAUUAAUAACAUUUGGAAAAUCUUUAUAGAGACUCUGGGUCUAAAUUUUAAUUUCAUUGUAAAGCCCUCAAAAGUGGGGAAAAUGGGUAUUUUAAAAUGCUAUUUUCAAUUUUUAUAAGCAUAAUUUUGUAUGUUACUGUAUAGUAUUUAUUUGGUUGAACUUACUUUAUGCUACCUCUCCCAUACCAGUUUUAUUUAUAAUUGCAUUUUAUAUAGUCAUUUUAAAUGACUUUUCAGUGUUUCUCAGUUUAUAAUCUGAUGACUAACUUUCAAAACAGCUUUUCACUAAGUUUGUUCUUGGAGAAAUGACUGCAGUAAUUUCCAGUUAUAUAAUUUUUCAUGAUGCGCCAAAAGAGUAUACAUUGCACUUUAAAAAUGCUGUGUCCUGUUCCAUUUCAAUGUAGAUAUCUUAAAAGUUGAGGCAAUUGUAAAUGUAGCUGGGUUUAUUUAACUCAUUUUAGAUGACCAUUUUCUCUUAACUUGUAAUAUUUGCAGAUGACAAAUUUGAAAACAAGCAGUAUCAAUGCAGAGAAGCCAUGUAUCUUACUGGGUGACCUUAUUCAUUUGUUUAAAUACAGUUAAUACAGAUUAAACUUGCUUGAUGAACUAUAGAAUUUUCAACUUUCAGUGUAUUCAACAUUUAAGAACAUGAAUAGCUUAAAAUGAUCUUCUCUGUCAGUCUCCUACUCAAGAAUGCACUAUUUUCUUUUGUUAGAGAUUUCUUUUUAUUUUCCAGUGAUAGAAAUAUGAGCUUUUAAACCUUCUGUAGUAGAAUAUGGAAACAGACACAAAAGAAUUUAGCUUUAAAACCGUGAAACUAAACUAUUUUUUACUCCCUCUAAUUUUAAUCAGUUUUUCAAAAGCACAUGAAAUUAGGUCAUUGGAUUUAUGUAGUGUCAUGUCUGUAUAAAUUUUUAAGAGUUCCUUUGCAUCAUAUUCUUCAGAGCCAACAUUUAUUCUCAAAGGAACACUGUCCACUUCUUUUUACACAGUACUGAAGAAAAUUUGCUAGCAAAUUCACAGAUUAGGUUGGGUCUUACAAUAAGUAGUUUAAAUAUUCUAAUUACCAAAUAAUAAAUACAUACUUUAGGAAGUACAUGACAUUUACCAAUAUUCAAUAGAAGCAGAAUCAGCAAUUUGAUACCAUUAAACUAAUUUUCUGUUGUUUUCAACAAAGUACAUUUCUUGUUUGGGAAACUAGAGUCCCUGUGCAUAUUAGAUUUUUUUUCCCUUUAUAAGCAGUGUAUCAAUAUUCUAAAAACAACCCAGCAAUAAAUAACAGAAAAAAGUUACUGAAUGAGAGGAGAAUGAAUCAAUUAAUCAUAGCAGGAAUUUGAAAUUUAAUUAUGGUUAGAUAUUUUCUCUCAUUGAUUUUUGGGCCACAUGAAUGGAACAAAAAAAUAUUUUUUGUUUUGAAAGGUCUCAGUAAAAUCCUGUUGACUAUUUACCCUUCACUUAUAUCGUGUGAUGCUUGUAACUUUUCAAACACUAGAGGGGGCCUUAGAUUUAAAGAAACAAAAAGGACUUUUCUAAAGUGUAAGUGUGGUUUAUUUUGCCUUCUGUAAAGCCAUCUUUUGGCUAUUGUAAUUUAACAAAUAAAAUCAUAAUUGUAUGCA
This is a messenger RNA of Sciurus carolinensis (gray squirrel), 4844 nucleotides long. RefSeq names its product centrosomal protein 120 (gene Cep120). Gene Ontology annotation, cellular component: centrosome; centriole. Lineage: Eukaryota; Metazoa; Chordata; Mammalia; Rodentia; Sciuridae. The coding region runs from base 274 to 3234 and encodes 986 amino acids. The record is from RefSeq and is a predicted model, not a curated record. The transcript is spliced from 20 exons. Gene Ontology annotation, biological process: positive regulation of centriole elongation; interkinetic nuclear migration; centrosome cycle.